AUCCUCAGUGCGAGUACCGUUUGAAUAGCACCAGCAAUCUCAUUAGUUCAUGGAACCAGUGGACUACAUCCAUCAAUGCAGGAAAGAUACUUAUGGGGUUGCCAGCUUCGCCAGCGGCUGCUUCAAGCGGGUAUAUGCCGCCGCAUGUGCUGAUUUCACGAGUGCUUCCGGUAAUAAAGAAUUCUGCCAAGUAUGGAGGAGUUAUGCUUUGGAACAGGUACUAUGAUGAGCAGACCAGUUACAGUGCCUCUAUUGCGCCAAGUUUAUGAGGGCGAGGAUUGGACCAUCCUCAGAAAGUGCUUCAUUUUAAUACUAAUUAAAUAAAUUUAUGUGAUCCUUGAGGUCUCAUUAUAUGGCCGACUCCCUAUCUGCUUUACAAUAACAUGUUUUUCAAUGGGAUAUGAUAUAAUAAAAAUGUUAUAAUUAU
Molecule: messenger RNA, 427 nt
Organism: Rubroshorea leprosula
Lineage: Eukaryota; Viridiplantae; Streptophyta; Magnoliopsida; Malvales; Dipterocarpaceae
Source: the annotation of a GenBank genome assembly